GAUCUUCGUGAGCGCCUCAGUUCAUGCUGCGGGUCUGCAGCAGCAGUCAGUGGGGACCGGCUAACAACCCUUUAGCCUGACCAUGACUUGACCGUAGUGCUCCGGGCUUGUCCACCUGAUUCACCUGACCAGGUACAGUGUAUAUAUGCCGAGUUCGGUCCUCGCUGGUUUUUUAUGUUUUUACCUAAAAUUACUCCAAACACAGACAGACUGAAGGUGACAGGGAGGAGGCAGCUAACAGUUAGCUCCGGUAAAAGCAGGACAUAUUGUAAUUUAAGGAAAUAUUAUAUUCUGGAGAGCACAUAUUUAGUUGUAGAACCAGAUUAAUAUCUGACAGGAUAAUAUUAUAUCAAUUAAAUAUCAGCCUUUACAAAACGGGACAUACAUGGACACAAAUACAAUCCAAUCUAGAGUAAAUGAGAAUUGUUGAGAGACAAUUUCUAGUUUUUCUUGAUUGUUGUAGGCUUUAAUGAUGCUUUUCAGUUUAAUUUGUAGGUUCAGAUAAGAUAUCACAUGUAAGUAAUGUGGCCCCUCAGGCUCUAAGAUGUACGUUUGAAGCAGCAUCAGAAAAAUAUCUGAACACCAUGCAACAGUUACUAUGAAUUUAUGUUAAAAAUAAGGAGUCAUUGUUCUACCAGGGGUUACUUUAUACAUUUCAUCCAAAAAAUAAAUGAACUAACUAUUUAGUGUUAGAAAAAAAUCAUGUAUUGUUUGACUGAAGCGUAUCAGAAGAUAGUAAAUAGAAGUAAAUAGUUAACUGUUAAUUUACAGUUGACUUCUUAAACAAAAUUUUCUACUAUUUGAUAUUUAUAGUGUUUAAAGAGUCUUUUUGAUGGACAAUUAGAUUUCAUUUAAUGCUUUAAUAGAUUACUUUGUGUUAAAAACAACCCUGUUUACACCAGGAUUAUAGCAACAGUGCAACCUUGAAUUGUGGUGGGAUGAAAUGGAGGUUUUUCUGUUUUUUUAUGUCUGAUUAUUUACACCGACAACAUCUGCCAUAGGUACAGUCAGUAAGUCAGUACUAUUGAGGUUUAUAAAUGAUAUUUAAUUAUGCAAUAGCAGAAAUAUAGAGUUGGAGUAUCAGCUAUUACUUUCAAAAUACCAAAUUAAAUUUUCAAUUAUCAGUUUCAAUAGUUUAACUCAAAGUCCUGAAAUUUCAAGAGGAUCAAAAACGUUUUAUUAUUCUAAUAUUUUUGCCUUAUGAUGAUAUAAAAUAUUCAUGCAGUCUUUGAUCAAAAUAAAAUAAUCAAAUACUAUCAUUUAUGGAGGAGACAUGAUUCUAUUUAACCAGUCUGAAGUUUAGGUCUAAAGUCCGUCUGAAGGUUAGACUCAGCAGAUGUAUCGUUCCCUGUUUUUCUCAGAUGGCAGAGACAGCAGGACGAGGUAAAGCUUAUUACAGUGGGAUUCACAGGAAGUGAAGUGAUCUCUGUGUGUUAUAAGACCAGAUUUAGGACAGCUGGUUGCCAUAGCGACUGUGUUGCCCUGCUUUGUGCCACUCUCUCAUGUUCUUUCUGUUUCUGCCAGGUACAGAGCAUAGACACUAGAUUUGCAUGUAAACUCCUGUCUCCUCAACCUCUCUCUGCAACGAGCAAAGAUGAUGCUGAGCACUGUUUAUAUGACUCUUAUUUUCUCUCCUUCUCAAUUCAGGAUGGUAAUUUAAGCCAAUACCUCUUAUUCUUAACAUUCUGCCAUGAGGAAGACAAAGGGCGAAAUGUUGAAUGACUUCAUUAAAUAGAGAUGAGUGAUAUCAAGUCUAGAUUUUGAGAUGUCAGGAAUUUUAAGCUUUCAUUUCGACUGCUGAUUCAAGCUUUGUUUCUUUUUUUACACUUUUGGCUCCAUAAACUGAAGACAGGAAUAUUGAUUGGGUAAACCAAAUCUGAAAGUGUUCAGAGGAAGUGAUGACAAAGUAGCCACAGACUCACUAAACCAAUGCGCAAACAGUAUGUUUUGUUGCAAUACAGUAAAGCUCCAUUGUUGUGUAGAAAUUAAACCAAAAGGGGGAUUUACAAGUCAAGCCAACCCAUCUACUUUAUCAAGAACCAAACUGAUAAUGUGUUUUGAAAUUCUUUUAAAUCCAGUAGUAUCCAGCAAAUAUGCUUUACUUCAACUGACUUAAAUUUAGAAUGAAGUUUAUUAGUGACUCGAUCAACUUAUUUUCAAACUGUGAUUUGAACCUUUUUUAUUUGUCAUUUACAAUUCAUUCAACAUCUUCAUGGUUUUGGGCUGUAAAUCAACCAAAAAAUAACUCUUGAUAUGUCAACUUUAUGUAUUUCAUAGAAAAAAAAAUCGAUCAAUAGAUGAGGUCAAAAAGAGGUCAUAUGCUAAACCCUUGUCUCAUUAAAAAGGACUGUUUGAAUUUAGUAAAGAUUAACCCUCAGAUAACUUUGUGCCAGUCAUAAUGAAUAGAGCCUCAGUUUAAUGAUCAGUUUAUUAGCAGUUAUUAAUACUGUAAUCAUUUUGCUGCUUUUCAACACAUGACAGUAAUAACUUUUUUAUUUUAAAAUAAUGUUCUCUUUAUUAGCUAUAUGGGAUUAAAUUUAGAAGGGAUACAUUUCAGCUCUAAACUGACUUGGCGUUUGGGAUGAGGAUGUCAUGGGUUUCCCCUCCUGGGCCGGUGGUGACGUCACGCUUGAAAACCCAGCUCUGCAACAGGCACACCCAAUAUACAUACAAGAUCGGCGACAAACUCACGACACACACACACACACACACACACACAUUAGACACAGCUAGGCCAGAGAAAAACAUGCAAAGCAAUAUUCAAUACUGAAAUAUUGAUCGUGGUCGUAACAGUAAUUAAUACAUACAGUGUAUCAAGGUUUCCUUUAUUCAGACAGAUUGGUUCCUUUGGAGGUCUUUUUUUCACACAAAGUUAAAAUUAAAAAAACAGUCUGAGUCAUACAGCACUUAUUAAAGCAUUUUAAGUAUUAACUUAGACAUUUGCAUGGAGCUGCACAGUGGUGAAUUAUAGUAUAAUCAACAUAAAAACAAAAACAGAGUUUGGAUGUUUCUUUCAAGGCCAUUUAAUGUUUACAAUAAAUAACAGUGGGCCCAGAACCAAACCUUGUGGUGCACCUUUGUGAACUUGAAGUGCCUUUGAGGUAGCACAUUUUAAAGCAGUAAAACAAUUAUAUCUGUUGACCCAGUAGCUUUAAGAUGUUUUGAUAAAAUGGCCUUGGAGAAAUCUUUAAAGUGAAACAGGAUCUUACUAUCCAGGGCUUCAAUCAAAUAGUUUAUCCCCAUCAUGGCAGCAGUAAUAGUCCUGUGGUUUCCACAGAAUCAUGAUGGACAAAUAAACAUUAAACACAGCCAGGUACUUUUAUACUACAUCAAUGUCCAGGGUUUCAAACACUGUAGUUAAAAUAGAUCUUUGGUCAUUCAGGACAGUGGGGACCUCGCCUUUAAAUAGGGGAACCACAGCUUAUGUUGGAUUUUAUUUGUACGCAGAGCAGAUUAAAAAUGUGACACAGUCUCUCUGCUGUAAAAUAAUAUGCAAAUAAGUCAUUUGACUAAUGUUGAAGUAAAGGGUUCAUUAUUUAUGCAUGUUACACGUAGCGUCUUUUAACGAGGAUCAAAUGGGUAACCUAUCAGUGUUGUCAUGUGGGACCUCGACAGAUGGGACGUGUGUCACAUUUGCAUAUUUGUUUUUGCAGGGUCACCCUUCUAACUUUGGCUCUUUGAAUGUGUGCGCAAAGUAAUAGUAUUGAAUUGUUAGGAAAGGUGACUAUAAAUCAUUUAACCACAACCAACAGAGUUCAGGUUGUCGGUCUUUACUGUUACAGUCUUUAAAAGGUCCUGGUCUCUCAUUAUUAAUGCCACUCUAUCAAGGAGAACCUGAACAAGCCUUAUCUGUGUAACCAAUACUCACUUUCAUGAAAUGACACUCCGAUCAGGUAACCACUUUAUUUCCUUCUUUAGAUAUUCACCCUUUGCAUUCCCUCUUACAGGGUUACCACUCUGCAUCUCCACAGCAAGUUUCUAAGAGGGGUUUGGCCUGGAGAUCUGGAUUUGCUGUGAAUUAUUUACAGGAGAAGUUUAUUUGUAGGAGCUGAUGGGUGCAGCUCAUUACCUGAGAGCCCCUGUUCUUCCUUUCUUAGAUGGACAUGUGUCCAACAGGAGAUGCCGUCACCGAACUUCAUGGUCACUGGUUCCUUCUAGUCGUCAUGUAGUCCUCCUACUUGGCUUUUUCUCUUGUACAAGAAGCUCUAAAUCUUGGAGCUCUUUUUAAGAAGGCAGACAUGACCAUGGAGACCUCACCAGUCAUCAAGCUAUACCACGAGGAGCUGCUGUUUUUCGCCGCCUGUGUUUGUAACUGCUGGGGUCUGUGUCUGUGUGUUUGUGUGUGUCUUGAGGGCAGAGUGUGUAGGAGAGGAGGCGGCGCUGGCAUGCGUUUGGGCAGCAGCUGGAGGUGGCAGCUCUCCCGGGCCAUGCGACUCACGCUGCGCUGGUGCCGUCCGCACAGAGGGGGCCGAGGCGGGGGAACCAAACCCUGGAUCAGCGGCAGGUUUCUGGAUCUGUGGAGCUACAGCAAACUGCUGCUCAAGUCCCUUUACUUCAACAGCCUCACGAACUCGGACACUCUGCUGGACUGUGCGUUUGAACCCGUCUACUGGAUCGUGGACAACGUGACCCGUUGGUUUGGAGUGGUGAGCUGUUGGUUUUUCAUCUGGGUGCUUCUCUUCUCUUUUCAUCCUCAAAUUUAGUCACUCACCCUCUUUCUCCUCCUCCUUCCUCAGGUGUUUGUCACUCUUGUUAUUCUGCUGACAACCUCAGUCGUGGUCAUCGUCUAUCUGUUUGUCAUACCCAUGAUCCUCAGCACCUACCCUGUGUACUGGAUCAUCUGGCACCUCUGCUGUGGACACUGGCUUCUCGUUAUGGUGGUCUUCCAUUAUUACAAGGCCACCACCACCUCUCCAGGACACCCACCCAAGGUACCAGCCCCUCAGAGAUAACGCUUAUACACUUUUUAAAGAUGCAGGAUUUGGGUCUAUUAAAAUGAAUAAUAAUAAUAAUAUAAUUCUGACUGCAGAUACUAGUAAGACCACUAAAAUAUAACACUGAGAUUGGCGAGUGAUGUGUUUGAGGACUAUUGGAGAAGUUGAAUGGAGUUUUUCACCACUUUAACCAGUUAGUGUUAUUAAAUAUCUUUUGUAUUUUUUUCUUUUGUUUUCUUUUCAUGUUUCUGCUCUUUACAGCAGUUUGCUUUGAUUUGAAUUGAUGUUCACCAAAUGAGGAUGUUCAAAACUCGAUUUCUAAAUAUAAAGAACAUUUUAAAAAAAAAAGACCUCUUAGAUAUUAUUUUAUGUUUUUGUAUUAAUAAAAAAAAAUUAACUUCAAGCUAAUCUGAGGGUAUGUAAAGCUGUGUUUUAAUAAGUAAUUUUGCAUAAAUAUAUAUUUUCUUUACUGAUCUAUUUUCACUUAAAAUCACAUGGAUAGUACACAGAUAAAGAACAUUUUUGGGCUCUUCAGUUGUCUUUUUUUCGCCUCUAACUGGAACACACCUAUCCUCAUCAGGACUCAAACUAGAGCUGUUUUGGUUAUACUUCUAAUUUUCUCAAGAGCUUUGGCGCCCCAGUGUUUUGUUUUAAUUUUAUCCUUGUUAUAUCGUGAUUGAAUCAGUCUGGUUAGGCUGACAAUAACACUCUCUCUUUUUGUUUCUUCAGGAUAAUAUUCAUAUCCCUUCAGUGUCCAUCUGUAAGAAAUGUAUCUCUCCAAAACCAGCCAGGACGCACCACUGUAGCAUCUGCAACAUGUAAGAUAAUCAAACAUUUAUUCUCAUGGAGAAAUAUCACGUGUUUUUUAUUCACCUUGAUGAAUUUGAUCUGGUUUUAAAAUUCUGUUUCUUUUCAGGUGUGUGUUGAAGAUGGACCACCACUGUCGUAUCCUUUUCAGAGGCUUUGACAAACAUGUCAAAUGAAUGAAAAUUGAACGUUUUAAGUAGUUUUUAAGUGUUUUUCAUUCAAUAUUUGCACACUUUGACCUGACCGCGUCUGCAGCCUGGUUGAAUAACUGCGUGGGCCAUUUCAACCACCGCUACUUUUUCUGCUUCUGCAUCUAUAUGACCCUGGGCUGCAUCUACUGCAGCAUCAGCAGCAGGAACAUGUUUAUGGAGGCAUACAAUGCCAUCGAGGUGAGACUCAAUAAUCUGCAGGAGAAUCACUCUGCAAACAAAACUCUAUUAUUAUUUUUAUUUGCCAGUAAAUUUGUUAGAGAAUCUAGAUGGUUGCACUCUUGAUUUCAUGGAGGUUGGUGGAGUUGGGUUUAGGUGAAAUGUUGUGAUGCCUGCUAAAGGGUGGUAAAAAGCACAAGUGGAGCUCAGAUGGCAAAUGACAAGUGAAACAGGAGACCUGUAAGUGAUCUUUGCUUUCUGUUCUCUCCUCUGAUCAUGGAUGACCUCAUCUAAGAGAAGAUCGUGCACCAGCUGCUAAACAAACAACUUCAGGCCUUUUCGCUUUGAAACCAACACAUAUUCUGGAGCCCCCUGUGCACAAGAUCCCGCAAAAAGAUUGGCAUGUUUGGCUUUUUCUUUUUGUGAAGUCUUUCUAUUCUCUGUCCCCUCUAGAGCUACUAUCAGACUCCACCUCCGACUGAAACCUACACAGAUACCACUGCUCACAAGAGCAUCAUCUUCCUCUGGGUCCUGACAAGGUGAAGAUUUUAUUACCGCCAUGUCAAGUAUUAUCCUCAGUGAAAGUUUAAUACUGUUAUACUGAUAGGUUGUAAUGUCUCUCUCUUGCAGCUCAGUGGCAGUAGCUCUGGGAGGACUCACCCUGUGGCACGUCAUCCUCAUAAGCAGAGGAGAGACCAGCGUGGAGCGCCAUAUCAACUGCAAAGAGACCAAAAGACUGAAAGAGCAGGGAAAGGUACAUGUGCGUGUUUACAACUGGACUAUAUCUGGAUUUGGGAACAACAGAUAUUUACUGUUUGAGAAAAUGUGGAAACAGCUAAAUAUAGUCAUCUUGAUUUGAGUAGUAUGAUAGUAUCCCUGGUACAAAGAUAUUUAAAGACAGUACAGCCUUCCCAUUCACUUUGAUUCCUUGCGUCAUUUCUAGAUGACUCCUCAGGGUGGCGCUAAUCACAUUUUCCUGCUUGCACCUUUUAGGAACAUUUUGUAACCCAGUGGUUCUCAAGUCCAGUCCUCGAGGCCCACAGUCCUGCAUGUUUCCCUGCUCCAACACACCUGAUUCAAAUGAUUAGCUCGUUAUUAAGCCAUUACAGAGCUUGAUAACGAGCUGAUCAUUUGAAUCAGGUGUGUUGGAGCAGGGAAACAUCCAAAACAUACAGGAAGUGGGGGCUCGAGGACUGGACUUGAGAACCACUGAGUUAACCCAAAGUUAAUAAGAUGUGUUGAUGUAUUAUAGUUUUAAUGACUAACAGUUGAUCAGUUAUCCAUCCUUAACUUGCAUGCUUGCAAACUUUUUUAAUGCAGAUUGAGACUGUCGUGCAAAGAGCUGUAAAAACAUUAACAACUCUGCAAGUGCAAAAAGUCGUUUGAAAAUGACACACGAGUGGUUGUUCAUUUUCCUCUCUUUGUACACAGGUGUUCAGAAAUCCCUUCCACCACGGGAGGAUGAACAAUCUGAAAAUACUAUUUGGUGUGGAAAAACAAAGGUAACCUUUUUUGUAGCAAGUAUCUUCAAAAAGUACCUGCACCAGUCCUUUAUCCAGUCAUGGUUAAAACAGCACCAGCUGUGGUUACUGAUGUUUUAGCUGACAGUGCAGCAGAAUCUGACGUUCAGAGGUUUAGACAGAGGAAGAUCUGCUUAUUACCGGUGUGUUUGUAACCCCAAAUGUGCCACACAGACCAUUUUUUUUAAACAACAGCGAUUAGAAAUAUCUGGUUUGCAUUAGUCAUUAUAUAAUGCAGGUCUGCUAUGAAGAGUGCACAGAAUUUCUAUGAUUCUCUAUGAUUAUCACAAGCUGCGUUUACAUGGGCACAAAUAAUCAGAAUAAAAUGCCUGAUCGGAAUAAAAAAGCGUCAUGUAAACAUGUCGAUCGGAAAAUUCUGAUCCAGUUUGGCUCAAUGGGAAAGAAAACGUAUUCCGAUUGAGAGGGGUGGUUAUUGCCCAUUGUUAUUCCGAAAUGUAUCCAAAAGCACUUAUUCCAAUCGUGACUCUCUUACCUGACUUGAUCGCCACUCUUACGCCUUUGGUUUAUUUACUGAGGUCAGUACAGGAGGUUUCAUUAUUAACACUCUGUCAUAAAUCAAAACUGCAGGAGCCGUAUCUGCCCGCACAGGGCAACCUUUGACAGAACAGUAAAAUAAGUACGCAAGGGCGCCAUCUAGUGACAAUAUUUAACAGGGGAAAACUCCUGAAUUGGAUGCCGUAAGCCACUACCAUGUUUGCUGUUUUAUUGACGUAAAUACAACUCUUCUUCUUCUGCAGAUGUUUUAGCGAAAUCAGACAACUCUGUGCAUGUCCAACUGCUUCUAAUCUGAAUAAAACUUGGUGCGUGUAUACGCACAUCAUGAUCGGAUUAUUUGACUUUGCGCCCAUAUAAUCGGUUGAUUCACAAUAUCCGAUCCCGUAAAUUUUCAAUUGGAUCAAGAAAUUUUGCACAUGUAAACGUAGCUAUCGUAUCAGUUUUUAUUCAGUAAGGAUAAUGGUGAUAUUGGCCUUGUGAGGGCCGAUACUGGUAUGAUGCCAGUAAUGUCAAAAUGCCAUUUACUGAACAAUUAAUCAGUCUGUCUGUGUUUGAUAUUGUCCCAUUAUCACUUCAAACUCUGAUCCAGGUUCUUUGCUCUUCUCUUCCUCAGUCACUGGGUCACACGGGUCCUGCUGCCUUCCAGCCACCCCCCUAGUGGAGACGGCAUCAUGUGGGACUGCAUCUUCAAUAGAAGGGGUCCCAUGGCUAUUUGACCUCCACCCUUUAAACUUUAAACUUGUGAAACUUUUCGCCUGCAUUCAUACCACAAGCAAGGAUCGGCAUCUGAAACUGCUGUGACCAACCACGAGAAGAAGAGCUUUACUUCAUCUGUUUCGUCUGCUGCUGUAAACAAUCAAAUACAAAAGAGGAAACUGUUCAAUAACACCAACAAGGAGGUUUUUGUUGGCCUUGGUAUUUUUACCACUAGAAGAUGGAACCAUGUAGAAGCAACCAUUAGUAAAUUUAUUUUCCACCUAACCUCAGUCCUCUCUGCACAUCGCAUCAAGACUGCCAUCUACUGACACCUCCCUGUGACUACAGCACUGUUGACUGAUGACAUCCAUUAAUAACGCUGCAGGACAGCUGUCGACUCUCAAAGCACUCUGUGUUUUUUGGGGUUUUAAAAUCUCAAACCAACACUACAGCCUCAUGUGUGAAUUAAAGGAGGAUUGACAGGAGUUUGUAAGAACACCAGCUUUAAAUUCAGACUUUUUUAAAGGUGCUAUGUGGUGAAUUUCCUAACAUUAAAACCUAAAUUAAAGUUCACUGUUUGAGCUCCUGUGAGGGACAGGAAUGAUAAGACUUCAACUGAGGAUCUCCUGGAAAAUCGGCUCGCCUGAUCUUCAGUUUAAGAGGCAAAUAGUUUUGUUUUCCCCACACCAACCUUUAAUCUUCAUCCAGUUUAAUCCAGGAGAAUCUCGCCACACCUUUGUAAACAGAGUGACACUCUACUCGAAGAGGCUCUUGUUUGUUUCUACUUCUUUAAUGUGCCAGAAAUCCUGUUCUGAUUGUUCAUAGGUAAAAAAAAAAAAUGCAGACCAUAGCACCAUCAAUUAUUGACUCUGUAUUGAUCCCUGACUAUGUGUUUAAUCAGGGAUCAGAGCGUGGACCACAUCAUGCCUGUAGAGGUCUUCACUUUUGACUGGUUGUCCAUUAUGUGUGUGUGUCUUAUCUGUCUUGUGAGUUGGAGACAAAUCCAAGUGUUUCUUAACAUGAGGGAGGCAAAUUUUCUGAGGAAUUUUCUAAACCAUUUUGUCCGGUGAUAAUUUCAUAACUGUCUUUUUUAAAAACAGUUGAAGCUUUACUACUCAGCAUGCGGACUCUUGCUUUUACUUUGCUGCUGUGUAUUUUUGGUGCGUGUGCUAAUGAGCUUGAGAGGGAGUGCUUUAAACCGAGGUUCCAGUGUGCAAAAGCAUACAACUAAGAGCUUUAUUUCAUUGUUUUCACUGUAUGACUUGAAUUGUUGCUUACUUAUAACUUUAACGGAGGAAAACAACCCUGCACUGAACUCAGUUUAGCAUCACUGAACUUUGUUCUUCUUACAGAGACAGGAAAUCAUGGUGUGCCUUGUUUGGCUGUCCUACCUUUUAAACUGAGGUAGUGAAUAACUAAGUGAAUCAGGCACUGUGUGAUAUGAUUCAAGAUGUUAUCAUCCUUUUGAUAUUUCUCAUCAUGUGUGCUCAUCCAGUGUCUUAAUUGUGAAUUGUUUGGAUCUGUAGUUGCCAUAGAAACGUGAAAUACAGCUGUGAUAUCAUUUGUAAGUGAUGGGAGCUGAGCUCCGGUUUUUCCAUUUGUGUUUUUUUUAAUAAAUCAUAUUUGAUAUUCAAA
Messenger RNA from Xyrichtys novacula (pearly razorfish), 10476 nucleotides. Lineage: Eukaryota; Metazoa; Chordata; Actinopteri; Labriformes; Labridae. The record is from the annotation of a GenBank genome assembly.